CGGCAAUCUGUCGCACGCGCCUUGCUUCUAAUCGUUGUUAGCCCACUCGACCUUCACAACUCGACAUACAUCAACUCUGCGUGCCUCCCAGGCUUUAUAAUCACGCGGCACCUGUUUGCAGGUCUACUCGACGGCGUCAUUUGAGCUUAGGCGUGGGAUCAACGCGACAUCACUGCUCCGCGACCCUCCCUGCGUCAUGUCGGAAUCACCUCGCACCCCUCUCAAGCCAACGUACACGAACAUGACAGUUGAUCCCAUUUAUGGGGAGGAAGAGUCUUUCGAAGUGGAAACACCGGACUUUCACUUCGAUUGGCUCGCGGCUGGUGGCCGAGAAGCGCCAAAGUCCGUGACGCCGCCGCCGUCAGCCAAGGCGUGGGAGAAGCCACCAUCUUACUUUGAUAAGGGCCCUCCCUCCCUCAUAUCGCGGGGCUCAUCUCCGGCGUGGUCCUCAACCUCUACCCCGCCCAGCGAUCAGCUCCCAUCCCGGCGACCUCCUCCUCCUCCAACUCACACCAUGGCCCAGCUUGACGAACACAUCCCCACGGUCGUUAAGGCGCAAUCGCGCAUCACCUCUGUCCCGCUGGCCAGCUCAUCCAGCCGCGCCGACGACCCCAUCCCCGCUUACAAGAGUCGUGAGGAGACAGAAAAGCGCUCCUUCGUCACUCCUGGCCUCACGCAGAGAACACUAGGCGUCUCCUCUGCACGCCGUACUAACAAACCUAUCUCGAACCUGUCACGCUUUGGCGGCCCAGCGCGUCGUCUUCGCGAGCCAGAGGAAGCGGAGACUGAGUUUGCUGAAGAAUCUCCCAUAUCAGCAGACGCCCCGAUGGACGUUUUAGCGCGUCGCGACUCGAUCGAGCAGAGUGACCGAGAAGCAGCCUACCGUGCCGACGAGUCGCCUCCCUCGCGGUAUCGGUCCCCUCCCUUGCGGGUAGAAGAUGAACAGACAGUCGCACAACACGAUGAUGAGCAUUCGAACUACGGGGACCGCGUAGUCCGCCGCGAUGAACGACCCCCCUCGCCGCCACCUAUGGCUGCACAUCCGGUACACCGCCCUCUGUACCGCAGGGAAGCUUCAGAUGAGCAACGCAAUGAGCCGCAAUGGACAAAUCAAGACGCGGGGCGCACCCCUCCCCUUCACCCAGCUGUCCCAAGCAGACCAGGGCCUCCGGCGGACCCUCAGGCCCCGUCUCGCAUGUUUCGUCCAGCGCCCGCGGCCCCCGUGGCAUUGGCCCGUUCGACUGCUCCACUAGAACAUGUCUCGCGUCCGGUACCCCCGCCCAGCGCACCCGUCGAGGAAGCAAAGCCACCCACAGUGACUCCAGCUCCUCAGACGAAGAGGGUAUUCUUAGUCAAUAACGAGGGAUACGACCGCCUUGGUAUUCUUGGCCGGGGUGGCUCAUCCAAAGUCUACUCCGUGUUGGGUCACGCGAAGCGCGUCGUGUAUGCACUGAAGCGCGUCGGACUGGAGCGCGCCGACGCCGAGACAUAUCAGAGUUACACGAACGAGAUCGAGUUACUCCGACGCUUGCGCGGACAUGACCGCAUUAUCCAACUCAUCGACCACCAAAUCACCUUCACCCCAAGUGGUCGACCUAAACUGCUGAUGAUGGUGAUGGAGUGUGGAGAAAUCGACUUUGCCGCUCUGCUCGACGAGCAGAGAUACAAACCACUAAAUAUGAGCUUCGUUGGACUGUACUGGCAGCAAAUGCUCGAGGCUGUUCAAGCUGUUCACGCUGAGAAUGUGGUCCACACCGACCUCAAGCCGGCAAACUUCGUCCUCGUCAAGGGCCGCUUGAAGAUCAUCGACUUUGGCAUCGCCAAGGCGAUCGCGAACGACACGGUCAACAUCCAGCGCGACCAGCAGAUUGGCACUGUAAACUACAUGUCCCCAGAAGCGAUUCAACGGAUGAACAAUCAGAAAGUGCUCAAGCUGUCCUAUCCCAGCGACGUGUGGUCACUCGGCUGCAUUCUCUACCAGAUGAUCUACGGCAACCCUCCAUUCCACGCUAUACCUGGCGGACCAUUAUCUAAGAUGAACAAGAUCGCCGAUCCCACACAUCGCAUCGAUUACCCUCCAACGGCGAUCUUCAACCCUCCCGGCAUGUCUGACCGCCCGCAUAUGCCCACAACUGUCUCGAUCCCGAUUGAAGCCAUUGCGACCAUGCGCGGAUGUCUGGACUACCAUAAGGACAGGCGUCUCACCAUUUCACAACUGCUCGACCAUGAGUUUCUCUCCCCUGCAAGUCCUACCCGCAACAGCAGUGCGACGAGGGUUGACGAUGGCGUGUUGACUCCAGGCAUUUCUGCUCCUCCCCCAGGCUCGACUUGGAUUACCAAGGACCAGAUGACCACUCUCGUCUCCUUUGUGCAUAAGUUACGGGAUCAGCACACGAAACCAGAGGAGGUUGCGGCCGACCUCUUCGAGCAGCUUGCCGCACGAAACGCUCUUGCAUCAUCAUCUUAGGCCCAUGGAACCAAAUGCACAUGCCAUGACCUUGUAUUAUUCAAUUAGCCUGUAACUAUGAAGGCGGGGUUUCAUCUCUGGACG
Messenger RNA from Cutaneotrichosporon oleaginosum, 2551 nucleotides. RefSeq lists its product as uncharacterized. The record is from RefSeq and is a predicted model, not a curated record. Gene Ontology annotation, biological process: peptidyl-serine phosphorylation; meiotic spindle assembly checkpoint signaling; chromosome segregation. Gene Ontology annotation, molecular function: protein serine/threonine kinase activity; protein serine/threonine/tyrosine kinase activity; ATP binding. Lineage: Eukaryota; Fungi; Basidiomycota; Tremellomycetes; Trichosporonales; Trichosporonaceae. Gene Ontology annotation, cellular component: nucleus; kinetochore.